Molecule: messenger RNA, 1017 nt
Organism: Ostreococcus tauri
Lineage: Eukaryota; Viridiplantae; Chlorophyta; Mamiellophyceae; Mamiellales; Bathycoccaceae
Product: Protein phosphatase 2C
Exons: 1
Coding region: 1-1017 (338 amino acids)
Biological process (GO): protein dephosphorylation
Molecular function (GO): protein serine/threonine phosphatase activity
Source: RefSeq, a predicted model, not a curated record
AUGCCCGCACGCGCGCUCGACCGCGCGUCCGUCGCCUCGAUCGCGCGCGCGCCCGGGACGCGACGCCCGCGCGCGACCCAUCGCCUCGCCGCGAUCGCGCGCGCGUCGGUCGUGCGCACAUCCGUGGGCACGGCCACGGUGCGAGGGACGGUGCGAAAGCAAAACGAGGACCGAUACGCGACGUGGACGAACACCCGGGGUGACGCGACGGCGCCGACGACGAUCGCGAGCGUGUUCGACGGCCACGGCGGGAGCGCGGUGAGCGAGUGGUUGCGCGAGCGAUUGAAUGACAUGAUUGCGCGCGAGUGGGCCGAGGCGGAAUUUUCGCUCGAUGCGCUGCGAACGGCGUGUUUGAAGGCGGAUAAGGAGCUGGUGCAACCGCCGGAGGGGUUCUUCGCGUCGUUCGGUGAGCGAGGCGUCGGGGGGGCGAAGUGCGGGAGCACGGCGGCGAUCGUGGCGCUGUACGAGGAGGGCGGGUCGACGCGCAUAGCCACCGCGAAUGUCGGUGAUGCGCGUAUUUUGUUGAUUCGCGACGGGAAGGCUGUGCAACUGAGCGUCGAUCACGUGCCGGAUGACGAGAAUGAACGCAAGCGCAUCGACCGGGGGAAUCCGAAUCUUCGCAAGUCGCUCGUAUCCUUCACGAAUGGAUCUUGGCGCGUCGGCGGCGUUCUCGCGCUCUCCCGCGCGUUCGGUGACUCUUUCUUGAAGGAAAGUGGUCGCUUCGAAGGUUUGGGCGAGAGGAACGCGGAUUACGGCAGUGGAUUCGGCUUGAACGCCGAGCCGGAUUGUUACAUCGAGAGCGUGACGGAGGCGGAUACGUGGAUCUUGCUCUCCUCGGACGGUUUGUUCGAGAACCCCGAGCGCGGCGGUGGCGGAGGAUGGAGAAACGAAGAAAUCGCCGAGUAUUUGGCCGCGAACACGUCGAAAGAUCCGGAGGCGCUCGCGAAGGAUCUCGUCGCUCAGGCGGUCGCCAAGGGAAGCACGGAUGACGUCACGGUGACGCUCCUGCGACUUUGA